CCAAAUCUCUUACCUUGAAAGGUGAAAUCACUUGCUCAGUCCGGAGUCGGGGCGGGCCUGCGGGAGCCAGGAGGACUAGGCGUCCCCCGUGGACGUCGACGACUGAGCAUGCGCGAGUUUCUCUCCCGAGGGAGGCGAGGGUUCUUCCCUUCGCCGCCCAGGGGUGGAGUCGGGACCGCCCAGAGGUGGAGUCGGGGCCGCCCCUGAGUUGAGGGCCUCGGAGACAGGAAAUCUGACUGGCAUUAGGCAGAUCAUCUUGGUCCUUUCAGGAAAAGGAGGGGUUGGGAAAAGCACCAUUUCUACAGAGCUGGCCCUGGCCCUCCGGCAUUCAGGCAAGAAGGUUGGGAUUCUGGACGUGGAUCUCUGUGGUCCCAGCAUCCCACGAAUGCUAAAAGUACAAGACAAGGCUGUGCACCAGUGUGACAAUGGCUGGGUGCCUGUGUUUGUGGACCAAGAGCAAACCAUCUCCCUCAUGUCUGUGGGUUUCCUACUGGAGAAGCCAGAUGAGGCUGUGGUGUGGAGAGGCCCCAAGAAAAAUGCAUUGAUAAAACAGUUCGUCUCUGAUGUGGCCUGGGGUGAGCUGGACUAUCUCAUUGUGGAUACACCUCCAGGGACCUCUGAUGAGCACAUUUCUGCUGUGGAAGCUCUUCGCCCUUAUAAGCCGCUGGGUGCUAUUUUGGUUACGACUCCUCAGGCAGUAUCUGUGGGUGAUGUCAGGAGAGAGCUCACCUUUUGCAAGAAGACAGGUUUACGAGUGAUUGGAAUUGUGGAGAACAUGAGUGGUUUUGCCUGUCCACAUUGUUCGGAGUGCACUAAUCUUUUCUCUAAGGGAGGUGGGGAAGAACUGGCCAGACAUGCAAAUGUCCCCUUCUUAGGCUGUGUGCCUCUGGACCCUCAGCUCACCAAGAGUUUAGAGGAAGGCCAAGACUUCAUCCAGGAAUUCCCUAAGAGCCCUGCUUUCCCUGCAUUCAUUUCUAUCACUCAGCAGAUCUUGAAUGGGACGUUGGCUCAGACCUCCUAAUGAAAGCAUCUCAGUCUCUUGCCUGCUGUGAUUCCUUUUUUGCUGCUGUUGGAUACAGCCCUUUGCUUAAAAACUUGUAACCAGGGGCAGCUAGGUGGCGCAGUGGAUAGAGCACCAGCCCUGGAUUCAGGAGGACCUGAGUUUAAAUCUGGCCUCAGACACUUGACACUUACUAGCUGUGUGACCCUGGGCAAGUCACUUAACCCCAAUUGCCUCACUAAAAACAAACAAAAAAAAAACUUGUAACCAGAAGAAUGUCACAGAGAAAAGGCCUCUAAAGAAACAUCUUGGGUCAUUCAGAAGCCCUCUGUGCACAGGAACCAGUGUCAUUUCUGCAGUUUCACUGCUAUUAAAAUAGGCUUCCUAAAGACCAAGUAGCUGUUGCUUCUGGGGCAUUGGCUUUGUUUGUUUUCCCACCACCCAGCUUGUCAAGCCCUGGUGUGCUUCCACUCAGAGUGGGCUGAUGUGGAUCCACAGUGGUUAAUGGUACUGAGUUUUUAGCUGCUUCUCACAAGACAGGACCACGGAGGACAUGCCAUCUUUAGCCAAGAUGUAGCUAACUUGUAGAGACAUUCCAACAUAAUGACAUUGGUGUUGCCCUCUCUACCUCUGGUACUAAGACUAUUGAGUACACCAUGGACAUGUGUCCUUGGCUCUGGAUUAAUAAGUGCUAUAGUUGGAACAUUUCCCUUUUCAGAUGUGUAAGUACAAUCUGGCCAUUAAAUAGUCCAUGUGACAACUUGAAAACAUGUAGUCUAAAGGAAUGGAUCUCUAGCCCCAUCAUUUCAUAACCUUAAUGUCAACUGAUAAAGAUUUCCUCAUUGUUAAACAUGCUUCUCAGCAAUGCUUUGUAAUUUGAAAGGAACCCACGAUUAAAGAAAUUUUCCCUGGUUUUCCAUCA
Dromiciops gliroides (monito del monte) is the source of this 1922-nucleotide messenger RNA. It is a transcript of the gene NUBP2, whose product is annotated as nucleotide binding protein 2. NCBI's taxonomy places the organism in Eukaryota, Metazoa, Chordata, Mammalia, Microbiotheria, Microbiotheriidae. Gene Ontology annotation, cellular component: cytosol. Gene Ontology annotation, biological process: iron-sulfur cluster assembly. The record is from RefSeq and is a predicted model, not a curated record. The transcript is spliced from 7 exons. Bases 386 to 1021 code for a protein of 211 amino acids. Gene Ontology annotation, molecular function: 4 iron, 4 sulfur cluster binding; ATP-dependent FeS chaperone activity; ATP binding.